Messenger RNA from Cyphellophora europaea CBS 101466, 768 nucleotides. RefSeq lists its product as uncharacterized. The record is from RefSeq and is a predicted model, not a curated record. The coding region runs from base 1 to 768 and encodes 255 amino acids. NCBI's taxonomy places the organism in Eukaryota, Fungi, Ascomycota, Eurotiomycetes, Chaetothyriales, Cyphellophoraceae. The transcript is spliced from 2 exons.
AUGCCAGCUGCCGACCGACCGAAGCGGAAUCGCAAUCCAGUCAACCGCGACCCAUCCCCAUCAUCCAGAAAAGCACCAGAGCCAACAAAAUCUACAGGAUCUUGGGCGCCUUCGAGGAUACUCACUCGAACAUCCGCCGUAGCCAAAGCCGACGUUCAAGCCUUUCUCCUGACAUGUAUCACCGGCUGGGACGGCUACAGCCGCGACGAGCAACGCAGAAUCAUUGACACGCUCCCGAAAGACCGCCGACUUUACGUGGAAGUUCCGGUGACCGGCAAGUAUGCCUGUCCUCUCGAUGCAGGCUUUGUUGCCACCGACUCGCACCUGAAACGAGCUAUCGCCAGAUUCAAGACCGACAUCUCAGAAGGCAAUUACACUCCAUCAUGGCAGGACAAGGCCCAGCAAGCAAUGAAGGAGCGUGCUGAGGGUCGUUUUGAUGACUAUGUGAAACAGCAUGCUGAAGACAUGUUUGGUGAUGGUGGGAACGAUAGUAAUGGUGGAUCUGUCAAGGAUACUGAGGAGAACAACGAUUCCUCUGCUCGCAACCAGCAACAGCAACAGGCCCAUUCCUUGCAAGACCACUCCAGCGAUGGUGAAUGGGGCCCAUCGGCCAAGUAUGCCGGAAGCCAGUCCCGGAGACAGGGGUACAAACGGAAGAAAGCAAAGCAAGAUCAUGACUUGAGUCAAUCCACUGUACCUGGUGAAAGCCAAGGCUCUCGCUCCAGAACAACCACGCCAAUGAAUGUGGACGUCGAUAAGGCAGCGUGA